CCGCGCGCGCUCUAAAUCUCGCUUCGCUGCUGCUCUGGAUGGCAAGACUCGUGAGGGAGAGAGGUGCAUCAAGUGAGGGGAAAGAGCCAUGGCCAAGCCGAGUAUAAAUCCGCGGCAACUGCCCGCCACCUAGUGCAAGUCACAAGUGGACGGUGUGUUCACGGCGCCCGACCCUAUCCUCCCUGCACCUGCACCUGCACCUGCACCUCCUCCCAUUGCAUCGUCGCCCUCAUCUACUACUGCUGACCGCCUCCUUCGCAAUGGCCUCCCUCCUCUUCACUCUGCUGCUCAGCAGCAGCCAGGUUGAGGCAGCCUCUUUCAAUGGCCUGGCUGUCACACCGCAGAUGGGUUGGGAUGAUUGGAAUGCCUUCGCGUGCGACGUGGACGCCGACCUCCUGGCCACCUCCGCCCGCUCGAUCGUCGACCUGGGUCUGCGAGAUCUGGGUUAUGAGUAUGUCAUCCUGGACGACUGCUGGUCUAAGGGCCGCAACACGUCGGGCAAUGGAUCUAUCAUUGUGGACACGACCAAGUUCCCCAGUGGCAUGGCCGCGGUUGCCGACGACCUCCACAGUCUGGGUCUCAAGUUUGGAAUGUACUCAGACGCAGGAAGAUGGACGUGCGGACAAUACGAAGGCUCGCUUGGCCAUGAGACGGUUGACGCCCAGACUUUCGCCGACUGGGGGGUGGACUAUCUGAAAUACGAUAACUGCUAUAAUCAAGGCGAGGCCGGGACGCAAUAUCUCAGUCGCAAUCGGUACAAUGUCAUGAGCCAGGCUCUCAAUGCCACUGGACGCCCGAUCCUCUACUCGCUAUGCAACUGGGGCGAGGACUAUCCCUGGAACUGGGGAAGCACCAUCGCGAACUCGUGGCGGAUCUCAGGCGAUGUCUACGAUUCCUUCGACCGACCUGAUGCUCGUUGUCCCUGCGAUGGUCCAGACGCCUGGGACUGUGGCCUACCCGGCUUCCACUGUUCCACACUCAACAUCAUCAACAAGGCCUCAUUCAUCGUUUCCAAGGCACAGAGCGGAGGCUGGAACGACCUGGACAUGCUCACCAUCGGCCUAGGCGGCCAGACAGAUGCUGAGUACGUGACACAAUUCUCGAUAUGGUGCGCAGCCAAGAGCCCUCUCAUUAUGGGCAAUGACUUCUCCAAGAUCAGCAACUCGACACUGUCCAUCCUCAUGAAUGCCGCCGCCAUUGCCGUAAACCAGGACCCGCUGUACUCGUCUGCCGCCCGCCGGUGGUAUUAUGACACCUCGGACACAGACGAGAAUGGGCGCGCCUCGAUCCAGAUGUGGUCCGGCAGCCUGAACUCGACGACAAAUAGCGAGUGGGACGACAUGGUCGUCGUGCUCAUCAACGGCAACAACUCGCCCACAACCAUGAACGCCACGCUGGCCGACAUCUUCAUCGACUCCGGUACGGAUGGCACCGCCCCUCAGGUGGCCCUGAGCUGGGAGGUGCGCGAUCUCUGGGCAUACCGCCUGACGGACGAGGAAGCGCAGGCCGUGAUUGACGCAGCGAACGCGACAGACAGUGGGACCGGGCUGGCGGCCUCGAACAUUACCAACAUAUACAACGCCACAAAGACGUCGUAUGCCGAGGGGCUGGCGGCUCAGGAUGAGUUGCUGCUAGGCAAGGUCGUCAGCACUGUUGCUGCGCAGGGCUGA
This is a messenger RNA of Cryphonectria parasitica EP155, 1670 nucleotides long. Its product is annotated as family 27 glycoside hydrolase. The record is from RefSeq and is a predicted model, not a curated record. Gene Ontology annotation, biological process: carbohydrate metabolic process. The transcript has 3 exons. Gene Ontology annotation, molecular function: alpha-galactosidase activity. Bases 261 to 1670 code for a protein of 469 amino acids. NCBI's taxonomy places the organism in Eukaryota, Fungi, Ascomycota, Sordariomycetes, Diaporthales, Cryphonectriaceae.